Molecule: messenger RNA, 1693 nt
Organism: Gadus chalcogrammus (walleye pollock)
Lineage: Eukaryota; Metazoa; Chordata; Actinopteri; Gadiformes; Gadidae
Exons: 5
Coding region: 78-683 (201 amino acids)
Source: RefSeq, a predicted model, not a curated record
CACACACACACGCGAUCAAAAGCGAAACCUAAAGCAUAUUAAGCUAAAGCAAAGCGAAAGUUUGACAGAGCAGUAUCAUGGCAGAGAGAUGGUAUGAAACUAUCGGAACGGCUCCACGAGGUAUGACUGGUAAGGAAGUGACCAGUAAAACUGCAGAUAACAUCUCUAGCGGCGGAACCAUGAGAAAGUUUUACACUGUCAAUGGGGACACUGCUGUGACCAAUGAAUUUACAACCAAACUCAAGAAGGAAGGCAAGACUGAAGUGUCAAAGGAGAAACGUGAGUUCACCCUGGCCUUCUGUCGGAUCAGCACCAGGCCUGGCAUCGACAUCCAAGAGACUCAAGACAAAUGUCCAGAACCUGCAGAUGGUAAGCCAGUUAUCCUGGUGCUGCUGCAUCACACCUUUGAUCCUAAAUAUUGUGACUACCGUGGCCCGGGAAUAAAGAACGAUGCCUCCACCAUUCUCUCUGUGGACCUCCUGUACUACGAAGACCGCCUGCUCAAAUGUCCUCACAAUAAAAGAGGACUCAAACAGGUCCUGGAUGUGGUUGGACGACCGUCCUGGAAGGAGAAAAGCUGUAAGUACACAAUACUUCCAAGAUAUAUCUGGUCUUACAGCAAUUACAUUACCGAUGAAAAUAUUAUGUUAUUGUAUGUUAUUUCAUCUAAAUGUGAUUCGUAGGAUGUAUGAAUAGAUCCAUGAAUAAUACAUAUUGAACUGUGGGUAAUGGUUGAUUCAGAAUGAUAAAAUGUUAGCAAUGCUUUGAAGUUUAGGAAGCAGUCGAAACACAAGAUGUUAUACUUAAUUUCAGUAUAAAUGCUGAAUGGCGUACAUCCUGUCUUCUACUCCACAGGGAUCCGUCCCUUCUGUUGUUGCUCGUCAUGCAACAACCCUGAAUAACCGUCGUAACAAUGGAAUCACUAAUCUAUAUAAAUAUUUAAAAAAAAUUCUGUAUCAUUGUAAUAAUUGUCCACUACAUAUAAGAAAAUAAUGAUAUACAAUAAGUUAAACAAGCUCAUAUAUAUAUAUAUUCAUGUGUGUGUGUUUGUGUGCAUGUGUUAUACGUCAUAUAUCAUAACCGGGAUGCAUUUCGUGUUGCUCUGUAUUCCAAUGAUUAAAGCUGUUUAAAUGAAACUUGUUGUUAAUGGCUUGCUUUGUUUCCCUAGACUAGAGGCCUAACUGAGUAUUGUCUGACCAGCAACAUGUUUUAGUGUUGUAAACAAAGCUAAAUGCCACAGGAGUUGUGUUUUGGUGGUACGGUCCGCAUGUGAAGCCGAGGCUCUGAACUGGAAAGAGACCAGCCGGCUCCAAGAGGGCCAUGUGGUGUUCCUCUGCACCAUGGCCCACGCUGCUGGAGGUCCUGCAGCCAACACCAGUCGGCCGCCCACAUCUGGCUAAAGGGCCUGCCUUUUUUUUUAAACUUGCCAUAAUCUGCUCCUCCCUUGCGGAUGUCUUGACCAGUGCGGCCAGAUAACCUUGGAGAUUAGAGGGAAGUUGGGGGUGUGCACGCAGCACCUUUUUCCGGGGCCUAUUCAGGGUCACAUAUUCAUCUCUGCAAUUGAAGGAAAGAAACAGACUAUUUACAGCCAUUUUCCAAGUUUCAAACUUGUAAUGCUAUCCCAAACCACAAAAUAAUAACACAGAAAACAAAAAAUGGCCACCAUUUGAUGGUCGGUCAUUGACCUGAUCAA